Molecule: messenger RNA, 1194 nt
Organism: Venustampulla echinocandica
Lineage: Eukaryota; Fungi; Ascomycota; Leotiomycetes; Helotiales; Pleuroascaceae
Exons: 1
Coding region: 1-1194 (397 amino acids)
Molecular function (GO): glycosyltransferase activity
Source: RefSeq, a predicted model, not a curated record
AUGUCCAAAUUCAACGGAGACACAAGUUCAGAAGUCAUGAUGAUCCCAUCUUCCCAAUUAGAUGGUCGAUCAGAUGACGAAAUCAUUGCUACACUCCUCAAGUACCAAGCCAUAACAUCUGAGAAGAACGUAUGGACGUUCUGGGACACUGGGUUCUCAGAAAUGCGACCAUAUGUCAGACGGAAUAUUAUUGGAUGGGUCCGGAGACUUGGGCCAGAUUGGACUGUACGUGUCCUAGAUCACGUCGCCGGCUCUCCGUUGAACGUCUCUACAUUCGUUAAUUCGACUUUCUUCCCCGAGGCGUUUAACAACGGCACCAUGUCGGGGAUAUAUGCCGGUGUUCACAGCGCGGAUCUUGUCAGGUUACCCCUCCUCUAUCUCUAUGGAGGUGUCUGGAUGGAUACAGGCAUCAUGCUAUUCAGAAGCAUUCAUGAUAUCUGCUGGAGGGCGCUAGAAGAUCCAAGAACGCCGUAUGAAAUUGCAGGCUUCGCUACAGGAACAGAGCCCAGCAACGAUAUCAUCAUGAAUUGUUUCAUUGCAGCAAAAAGCGGAAAUGGCUUCAUCAGACGAUGGCACGACGUAUUCCUAGCGAUGUGGGAAAAUCGGACGGAUUGCAAGGGCUUACAUGACCAUCCCCUAGUCCGUCCUGUGAAACCAGUCCAGAUCCCGAAAAUCAUGCAGACUACAUUCGCAAUCGACAACCAGUUAUUCAACGACUACGUGGCACAUUUCCUCGCCUUCAAGAGGGUCUGGAUGCUGGAGGAUCCCGCCGAUGGCUUCAACGGCCCACGAUAUUGGGAAAACCACGCGUUUAUGCUACCAGUGCAGGAAGCUUUCCUCGCCCAGCAAAUUUGUAAAUUUGAUGGACAACGCCAGUUCGAUCUCCUCUCCCUCCAGAGGGAAGGGCUUGCACCUGCCGAUCGAGAUCAGGAAGCCGAGACACUGGUCCAAGAGCUUCUGACUCAUGCUUCUACCAUGAAGCUCUCACGCGGCUUGAAGAACAACAAGCUUGUCCACCUCGCCAAGCUGUGGGAUCUGCCUGAAAACUCCGAGGCAGAUGUUAAGCCCGGCUCAUUUGGGGAAUAUCUCAGGUGGGGCAGCGUGCACUUGAAGCAGACUCGCACGCUGAAGCCGCUUCAAAUCCAUUGGACUGGAGAGGUGCUGCGCGCCGGAGUGACGGAAAUUGUGAAAUAG